AAAAAACAUAUACUUUUACAUUUAAUUAACAUCGUCUGUUUUAGACUUGUAGUCUAGUUGGUCAGGCUACCGGCUCUCACCCGAGAGACCCGGGUUCAAGACCCGGGGCAACGGAAAUAUUCUCCCGUUAGGGUUUCAACUUCGAAAGUUCUUCUUCACUCAACGGAAAAAAUUUCAAGUCCCGGCAACGGAAAUAUUUUUGAACUCUGCCUUUCUUACGCUCUAAUUAAGGGUUUCAAUUUUAAAAGUUCUUCUUCUUCACUCAACGGAAAAAAUUUGAAGUCCCGGCAACGGAAAUAUUUUUGAACUCUGCCUUUCUUACGCUCUAAUUAAGGGUUUCAAUUUCGGAAACCUCAUCUUCAUCACGCGCACAGUUGAAACUCGUCUUUCCUAUCCUGCAAUUAGGGUCGACUCUGCCUUUCUUACGCUCUAAUUAAGUGUUUCAAUUUCGGAAACCUCAUCUUCAUCACUCGCACGGUUGAAACUCGUCUUUCCAAUCCUCCAAUUAGGGUCAACUCUGCCUUUCUUACGCUCUAAUUAAGGGUUUCAAUUUCGGAAACCUCAUCUUCAUCACGCGCACAGUUGAAACUCGUCUUUCCUAUCCUGCAAUUAGGGUCGACUCUGCCUUUCUUACGCUCUAAUUAAGUGUUUCAAUUUCGGAAACCUCAUCUUCAUCACGGGCACGGUUGAAAUUCGCCUUUCCUAUCCUCCAAUUAGGAUUUCAAUUUCGAAAGAUCUGAGGCAAGGACUCUUUGCCUACAUUUCACUUCUGGAGCCAUGGCUUUGGGGGAUGAGAUGAUGGAAGGUUCUGUUUCUUCUCAGAAACUUGAUUUCAUGGAGGGCGAUCAGAGUUGUGAUUUGCUUUCCUCGGAAGAUUUUGCCUGGCUUGAUUCCUGCCUGAUCAAUGAUCCUGAAAUAUCAUACAGCACUGAUGAGAAUUCUUUCAAAGAUGCCUUACUGGAAAUUCAAAUUUCUCAACAUGAUUCACUUGACAAUUUCCUAUCUAGAAGAGAUUGUUUUCCCGGUGAAACUGACACUCAGAUUCUUCCUUCUAGUGAAGAGGCAACCACUUCACAGAGCCUGAGGGCAAGGAUUGAUGAUAUUUUUCUCACUAAUGAAGCAGCAGAAAUGGAAAUUGAAAAUGAUGGUCGUAUAAUCCUCAAGAAGACUGAUUUCUUAAGGUCGAGAUCCAACUUGGUAAAUUAUUUUCUGCCAAAUUACAAUGGCGACGUCAAAGGAACUGAAAACACUGAACCUGGGUUGGAUUUGGGUUUUACGGGCGUUUUGAUGGAGCAAUCAAUCGGCGAUAUUUUCAGGUUUUGGGAUUUGGACAUUCCAGCUGAGAAGGAUGGACUUACCCGGUCUUUAACUUCAGGGCCUCGUGGGAUUAGUCGAGGUGCGCGCAAGCUGGCCCGGACACCCACGAUUAUCAAAAAGAAAAGAAGAAGAAAAAAAGAUAGACUUACCAAGCAGCUGAACAAGGCCCUUGCAGAAAGUUCCUUACAACCAUUUGAUGGUCUCAUUUUUGGUAUUGCAGGCCUGUCGUUAAAUCAAAAUUGUUGUUAGAAUAAUUCUGUAAAAUGAUUAGAAUUUCGGAGUGUAUAUCAAACUACCUAGUGCUCUUUUAUUCAUGUUAUAUUAACACAUUUAUUGGCUCAUCUGGGUAUGAAAUUGAACGAGAGGCUUAAAAACUUCAGAGUUCUCUCUCUUAUUUA
This is a messenger RNA of Cornus florida, 1715 nucleotides long. RefSeq lists its product as uncharacterized. Bases 778 to 1566 code for a protein of 262 amino acids. The transcript is spliced from 2 exons. The record is from RefSeq and is a predicted model, not a curated record. Lineage: Eukaryota; Viridiplantae; Streptophyta; Magnoliopsida; Cornales; Cornaceae.